AUGGCCACUCCCUCUCGUCUGAUUCCGGCCGGUGGACACAAGGACGGGCGUUUUUCUAGUGCACAGUUACACCAGGUUGCGCUGCUGGGGUGUGGCAGUGCUCGAAGAGCGGAUAAGCACAUGGAAUCAGACGAGUCUCCACGCACCGGAGUGCUAUUUCUUUUUGAUGUACCUCAGCGCAAAAAGUGGCUGAAGCUUUCCGGGGCAUCGGGCGACUGUUGCUGUUCUCUUGCUUUGCACGAUAAACUUGAUUAUGCUGCGGCGUGCUUCCACAGGACCACACAUCAGCAACAGGCGCAGCUGUUGGUGUGGCGCCUGCCUAGUAGAGGUGGCCGCUUGUCGGACAGUGGCGCAGCAGCGGCUCGCAAAAAGUUGCCGCCCGCAGCGAGCACGCACUUCUUUGAAAGUUUCGUGCAGCUGCUGCUGCCUGUCGCGGGAUUCAGCUCGACAGAAAAGAGAGCCCAUCCCGGCGUUCACACGCUGGACAAGGCGGCGGACGCACAAGCUGAGCGAAGCAAGCCUGGUCAGGUGCUCGUAGGGCUUUCUAGGAGUAGCGUCAUUGCAGUGUGGGGCUGCUUUAGAGCUGUGAGUGGUGAAGCUACAGCUGCACCGUUUUCGAUAGAGCUACUUUUACAGGUGGAUACGGCUCAUCGUGUGUGCCUUUCUCCAUCUACUGUCUCCAGUAAACAGUUCAGUACCCGACCCGCCCUUGCGGCGGCUGCACAUGGACCGGGGGUGUGGUACAUUGAAGAAGAUACGAGCAAUCGCAUGCUCGGGGAGGCUCUUCAACCGAGCCGUCGAAAAAUACGCACAUCCGAAGCCGAAGGCGAGCCCUCCGCCCAAGAGUCGAUAACCCGCAAGCAACACGAGCUGCUCCUCCGUGUUGUACGAGGGAGUUACGCAGUACCGUUGUUUGCCUCCGUAAUACUCCCUGCCUAUUCCGACUGUCAUGUUAACGGUGCUGAUCAGCAGGCGUACCUGCCGCUGCUAGUGACUAGCGCUGACAAGUGUUGUGAUGGUGCUCUUAGGCCGUUGCCGGCGAAGGCGAUUACGCAGAGCGUGCGGGGAGAUGUGAACGAAGAGCAUUUCAAGACCGACGACAUCGCUCAAGCAGACGGCGUUAUUGCUGGUGCUGAACGUGGGCUGCCUACGGUCAGUUGGAAGCGGAAGAUAGGCGCUGCAUCCAGCAGCGAGGCGCACGCUAAUACAGAGGGGUCUACCCUCGGUGACGGGCAGGCAGGUGGCCCCAAGGCACGCGGACUGGCUUCGAAUGAGCAGGUGGGAGGCCCCGGAGCAGAAAGGAGUAGUGUGGCUUCAAUACUUCGACAAGCGUUAGUUUCCUCUGAUGCACGGUUGCUCGAGUCUGUGCUAAGUAGCACAGCAAAGGACAAAAAAGAAGUCGCAGCGGCUGUCGCAUCGUUGGCACCGGCGCGCGCUUUGUUACUCCUGCAGCACCUUGUGCAGCAACAGCAAAAUAGCCCUGCUACCUCUAUUCUUAAAGGGCCAUGGAUUGAGGAGCUUGUGAAGCAGCACGGGGUGAUGCUUGGGACUACGGAGGCGGGGAGAGAGCAGCUCGUGUUGCUGCUCUUGCAGGUUGAGGAGCGACGCAGAGCUGAAGCUGCGCUCGUUAAAGUGAAAGGACGCGUCGAGCUACUGGUACAGCAAAUGCAGCGCAUACAGAAACUGAAAGAACAGAGGCUCAGGGACGAAGUCGAAGCCCGGGAGCCUCUGGUCGUCCACAGGGAACAUGCGCGGUCAUGA
Molecule: messenger RNA, 1761 nt
Organism: Rangifer tarandus platyrhynchus (Svalbard reindeer)
Lineage: Eukaryota; Metazoa; Chordata; Mammalia; Artiodactyla; Cervidae
Source: the annotation of a GenBank genome assembly